Messenger RNA from Capsicum annuum, 699 nucleotides. RefSeq lists its product as uncharacterized. The record is from RefSeq and is a predicted model, not a curated record. The coding region runs from base 1 to 699 and encodes 232 amino acids. The transcript has a single exon. NCBI's taxonomy places the organism in Eukaryota, Viridiplantae, Streptophyta, Magnoliopsida, Solanales, Solanaceae.
AUGAAUCCUAUUCAAUCGGGCCCACCAGAUCCUAUGGCUCUGGAUAAUAAUCCAAGUAUGAACUACAAGAAGGCCCUCAAUCAAGUCGUUCCGAGUACUGAAAAUAUUAUACCGAAUCCAGUUAAUUUCAGGAAUAAAAAGAAUGAGUACAUGUGUUUGGAUAAAUCAGCAAUCCAUGACCAGCUACAUGAUACAAUUGUGCUGACGGAGGAGGAAAAAGCUAGAAUACAUCGCCCAUGGGCCUACUCCGUAAUAAUCAGACUGACACGACUACGAGUUAAUCAUGCCUAUCUGAAAAUCCACCUGUCUAUUCUGUGGAAACCCACGAAGGAUUUAAUACUAAUAGAUUUGGGUAACGACUACUUCAUAGUCAAAUUCCUCAAAGAGGAAAACAUGCUCAUUGCUCUUCAACGAGGCCCAUGGUUUGUAAAUGGGGCUUUCGUAUCAGUACGAAAAUGGCACCCAAACUUCGUCGCAUUGGAAGUCAUGGAAAACCUUAUUGCAAUUUGGAUUCGCUUAUCUGAAUUACCUAUGGAGUACUAUGACCACUCUAUACUAUCAAGAAUAGGUAGUAAAAUGGGUAAACUGGUGAAGAUAGAUAUUUGCACAUCGGCAACCUUUAGGAGCAGAUAUGCACGAAUUUGCAUCGAAGUACCUCUGAGGUUCCGGUCAAAACACACAUCUAUCUCGAGGGAUUGA